Molecule: messenger RNA, 693 nt
Organism: Adineta ricciae
Lineage: Eukaryota; Metazoa; Rotifera; Eurotatoria; Adinetida; Adinetidae
Source: the annotation of a GenBank genome assembly
AUGAUGAAAGUGGAUGCUGAUCAAUCAUUACCGCCUACAGAUGCCAAUAGUACUUUUCGUAUCGAACAGGAGUCCACGGACAAGAGAAGCUAUUGGAAAGAUCUGCGACAAAGUUGCAACUGGAUCCAUUUAACACACAGAUGUUUUGACGAGAAAGAUUGGAAAUUAGCAUUUUGCUCUUCAUCCAUUGACUUUAUUAAUAAAUAUCCAAAUAUUUUCUUGUUAUAUCGAACAAUUUUGUUCUUUCUAACAUUAAUUGACUUAAUACAUGGAAUUGUCAUCGCUCAUCCUAUUCAUGAAUGGUUCAUCUAUUUUACACAUCUAACACUUCUCAUCACAUUCUUCGCUGUCUCCUUUCAGUUUUUAACGACAUGUCGAGUGAAUUUUUUCCGCGGCGAUCGUAUCGUUCCAUCGUCACAUGUCCAAUAUAUUCACAUGAUCUUAAUCGUGAUCUCCUUAGGCACUGGUCUUGCCAUAUGUCUUCUCUACUGGACAUUUAUCUACAAUCCCUCGAUGUCAAAUAACUAUCUAAAGAUGGUCUUCGAUCACGGAGUCCUGUGGAUUUUGAUCUUCAUCGAUAUCUUGAUUUUUACACGUCUACCAAUUUAUAUGAUUGACUUUUCAAUUUUAGUAAUAAUAGAACGGGAUACGUUUACCAGGCAUUCGAUCUUCAUCAUUCACCACUACGUGUGA